Messenger RNA from Arctia plantaginis, 1230 nucleotides. The record is from the annotation of a GenBank genome assembly. Lineage: Eukaryota; Metazoa; Arthropoda; Insecta; Lepidoptera; Erebidae.
AUGUCUUGUGUGAUACUCACCAGAGCUUUUUGCCUUCCAAGAUUUAUAAAUAAACAAAUAGUGCCCGUGUCAUCUUUACGUUUAUACAGUGAUCAAAGUAAGUCAAGGAGGACACCGUUGUAUAAUUUACACACCAAAUAUGGAGGUAAAUUGGUUGAUUUUGCUGGAUUCUUCCUUCCAGUUCAAUAUUCGGAUAUGAGUCUGUCUGCUUCACAUUUGUUUACUAGAGAAAGCGCAUCUAUAUUCGAUGUGUCUCAUAUGUUACAAACUAACAUACGUGGCAAAGAUUGCGUAUCAUGGUUCGAAUCAAUAUGUCCAGUUGACUUAAAAGGCUUGCCGGAAGGUUCUGGGUCGCUCACUGUUUUCUUGACGGAUAAAGGCGGUAUAAUAGAUGAUUUGAUAGUAACGAAAGUAAACGAAGAGACUUUGUACGUUGUUUCCAACGCCGGAAGGAUGGAAGUUGAUAAACAACAUAUGAAAGAAACGUCAGAGGUAUUCAGAACACGGGGGAAAGAUGUGCACGUGGAAUUCUUAGACGCCAAUGAAAGAGCGCUCGUUGCCUUCCAAGGACCUAAAGCAGUAUCGGUUCUACAGAAUAUUACGGACAUAUCGUUACACGAUCUUAUGUUUAUGACUUCCAAAGUUGGUGUAGUAGCAGGUGUGGAGUGCAGAGUUACACGUUGUGGUUAUACUGGCGAAGAUGGCGUCGAAAUAUCAAUUCCAGCAGCCAAUGCCGAAGUUGUAGUGGAAGCUUUGCUACAGACUGAUCAAGUUAAGCUUGCUGGCCUAGGUGCUCGAGAUUCUCUACGUUUAGAAGCCGGUCUUUGUCUUUACGGGAAUGAUAUCGACGAAACUGUUACCCCUGUGGAAGCAGCUUUGACUUGGCUAAUAGCCAAGCGCAGAAGGGCCGAGGGUGGCUUUCCAGGGUCUGAUGUUAUUCUACGACAAAUAAAAGAAGGCGUUUCAAGAAGGCGGGUAGGAAUUCGCAUGGAAAGUGGUCCUCCGGCAAGAAAAGGUGCUGCUUUGAAAGACUCGAAAGGCGAAACGGUAGGAGAAAUAACUAGUGGCUGCCCAGCUCCCUCACUUGGUGGUAAUGUUGCCAUGGGGUAUAUAGCAGAAUCUCUUAAGAAAUCUGGUACUGAGUUGCUAGUAAAUAUAAGAGGAAAAGAUGUUCCCUGCAGUGUGGCUAAAAUGCCUUUCGUAUUAUCUAAGUACUACAUUAAAAAAUAA